Molecule: messenger RNA, 4867 nt
Organism: Leptidea sinapis
Lineage: Eukaryota; Metazoa; Arthropoda; Insecta; Lepidoptera; Pieridae
Gene: ERp44
Product: endoplasmic reticulum resident protein 44
Exons: 7
Coding region: 158-1360 (400 amino acids)
Source: RefSeq, a predicted model, not a curated record
CAGUUGAUUACCUUCAAACCUUGUUCUCAACUUUUCAGUUCUCAAUCUCUCAUAUCCUGUAAAUUUUGAAUAGAAUUUGGUUCUGGGACUUUCACAUUUUUUAAUUAUUAUUACUAAGAUUUAAAUAAAUAAUCAUAAUUUAAUAUUGAAAUCAAACAUGGAAGGGAAGAAUAAACCUCUUUAUAUACUAGUUGUUUUGAUUUGCCAUAGUUUUUAUAACCCGACUGAUAGUGGUGCUGUACAAAUUACAGAAAGUAAUUUAGAUAUGACUUUAGCUUCAAAUGAAAUAGUGUUUAUAAAUUUUUACGCUGACUGGUGCAAGUUCAGUAACAUGCUUAUGCCCAUAUUUGAUGAUGCGGCAGAUGAAGUUACGAAAGCCGGCUACGAUCCCGGUAAAGUUGUAAUGGGAAAGGUUGACUGUGACAAGGAACCUGCUAUAUCAACAAGAUUCCAUAUAACCAAAUAUCCAACACUAAAACUAUUUCGAAAUGGUUUGCCAGCAAAGAAAGAAUACAGAGGUCAGAGAUCUGUUGAAGCUUUUGCUGAAUUUAUAAAAAAACAAUUGACUGAUCCUGUUGUUACAUUCGGGUCACUCAAAGAACUUCAAAGUUUGGCUGAGGAUAGGAGACACAUUAUCGGAUAUAUGGAUAGAAGAGAUCAAUAUGAAUAUGAAACUCUGAGAAAAGUUGCUGCUAGUCUUAAGGAUGAAUGUUUAUUUCAUGCAGGCUUUGGUGAUGCUUCUGAGCCAAUGCAUCCACCAGGUCAACCAAUUGUUGCGUUUAGAACUGACAGGAAAACAUCAUCAGAGCCAGACGAAACAUAUAAAGGCUCAUUAUUGAACUUUGAUGAGUUAUACAGUUGGGUUCAAAAGAAAUGCAUACCAUUAGUGAGAGAGAUAACAUUUGAAAAUGCUGAAGAGUUAACUGAGGAAGGCCUGCCAUUCUUAAUUCUAUUCUAUCACCCAGAUAAUCCUGAAAGUAUCAAAAAAUAUAAGGAAAUAGUUUCUAGAGAAUUGGAGUCUGAAAAACAAAAUGUGAACUUCUUGACUGCUGAUGGGAUAAGAUUUGAACACCCCCUGCAUCACUUAGGCAAAUCUGUGUCCGACCUGCCACUAAUUGCUAUUGACUCCUUCAGGCAUAUGUAUCUCUUCCCAGACUACAAAGACAUGGAUAAACCUGGAAUGUUAAAGCAAUUCCUACAAGACUUGUAUUCGGGAAAAUUACACAGAGAAUUCCACUACGGGCCUGACACCCCAAACAUGAUAAACAGCGAUCUGAAAGUCACAACACCUCCAGAGUCCUCAUUCAAGAAACUUGCUCCAUCUAAGAACCGCUACACUCUACUCCGGGAUGAAUUAUAAUUCUAAUCUUAAUUAAGAUUCUAGUGUAUUGUAGCACAUUUUUCAAUAUUUCUUCUCACUUUUUGUUCCAUUAAAUUAUAUUUUUGCUGUUUAAGUAUGCAUUUCAAUUAUUUUAGAGUUGAAGUAUAGUGUAUUAUGUAUAUGGUAGUAAAAUUAAUAUUGAUGUAAAAUAUAAGGUUUGUUGCUUUUUUUAUCAUAAAUUAAGAAGUUUAUUAUUGUUUGACCUCGUGUUACAGGUAUACUAAAAUAGCUUAGCACUUGGAACAGUAAGUAUAAAAAUAUGAAGAUAUAAAUACAUAUAUUGUUGUAGAUGUCACCUGGUGUUAAGUGAUCACCGCUGCCCACACUAUCAUGCAACACCAGAAGGAUCACAGGAGCGUUGCCGGCCUUUUAGUGAGUGUACGCGCUUUUAGUUUUUUACUAUCUAAUUUAAACCUUAGACUCUGAACUUUAAUUUAGAACUUCUUAUCAUAAUCCAUAUAUAUAUAUUGGAAAAUAAUAUAUGGUCUAUUUAUCAUCAUAGAGUCUGGAAUAGUUAUAUCAUGGAGACAGUGCAAUAAAAUAUUAUAGAAAAGAUAAUUAUGAACCCUUUGUUCAUGGUUUGUUACUCCUAUCAAUAUUAAAUAGCCAUUUUAUUUUUUAUGUGUAUCUUACAAGAGACCAUGCGAAGAUCUCCAUUGCUACAACAUAAGUUUGGACAUUUUAAUAUAUAAAAUUUAUAAAUCAUUAUAUAUAUCAUUAUAUAAUUUUUAAAAUAAUUUAUAAAUCAUAUCUUCUAUAUUAUAUUGAUAAUCUAUUCGUUAUUAUGAAAAUAUAUAUUACAUUUGAACAGUAUGUCAAUUAAUUAACGGCCGUUCUCAAUAUACUAUCUACAGAUAGAGAUAAUUUACUACCUUCUACUGUCAGUAAUUAGCUGUCAAUAAUCUGAAGCUGUCCCAAUAUAUCUGAUAAGUCAUUCUUAUCGCCUUGUAUUGGGACGCGUGAAUUGCAAUUUCCAUACAAACUUUAUAUCGCUGGUAAGUUAUACGUCGUCCCAUUGACAGACGAUGAGUUACCGUCGAUAAGUUUAUUGGGAUAGAAAACUCAACGACAGUUACGAUUUUUAUCUCAAGUAAGAGAUAGACUGAAUAUUGGGACGGCCGUAAGUAUGUUAUAAACCUUAUCUGUCUCUUAUUUCUACCGAUUUAGUAUAGAAUUGUUUUAACUACAAAAAUGUGUCAUAGUACGAAAAUCCUUGAAUUGUUAAUUAGUUUUUAUCAAUUCACGAUUAAUAAGAGUAAAUUACACAAGCUAAUGUUUUUCUCUAAUCCUGAUAACAAGUAGAAAUUGCUCAUGUGUAUAUGCCUGUUUUUGUACAGUAGAUAAAGGCAUUUAUUUUCUCAAAAUUGUUUCCUUUAGAGUUUUUUCUUUUUGAUGUCAUUUCUAACACUACUACCACUUCGGAAACAAAUGGCAAACAGAUUUAAAUAAAGUCUAUUUAUGUUCAGUUACUUUUUGCAAUAUUGAUAAAAUAAUGCGGAUAGUUGUAUUAUAUUAUAAAAAUGUUUAUAUAAUAGAUUGUAGUAUUUUUAUGGUUAGGUAUUGAAAUAUUAUGAAUUUCUACUUUUCACUAAAUUUGAGGUAAUUCUAUUAUGAUAAAUUAUAAUAUAAAUGAAUAUUAGUGAAUGUAUGAUAAAUAUUAUAACGAUUACUAUUGUUUAAGCUUGUAAAUGUAAAAAAAAAAAAAAUAUUACUACUUAUUAAUUUAGGGCAGGGAUGGCCAACCAUUGAUAUUUCGUAAGAUAGCUUUUUCGUUAUUUUAAAUAACAAAUUAUUAUAAUUAUACAAUCAAAUCAAAAAUAUUUUUUCUUUUUUGGAAACCUAUCUGAAAUACAUUGAUGGCACGCUAAUAUUUAUUUUUCUUAAAAAUACAAACUACCAUUACAAAAAUGUUUGCUAUCCCUGUAUAAAGGUUAAGGUACACUAGAAGAGUUUGUCACAUGCGAACCUCCAGUAUCGUGCUAAACAAUUAUGUACCGUCUAGUGUGAACAAAACGCCCUUCUUUGCAAUUGUCCAAUCUACUCCUCGCCUAUCGCGUCUGUACACAAAUUGUAUGAUUUUUUUUUUUCAUUCUAUUUCGUAUAAAAUUAUUAACCGGCGCAUUUUAAAAACUCCGGUGGUAGAAGUGAAGCGUACUAUGUAUCUACCUUACCUAGUUGCAAUUCUUAAUAAAAAUAAAGUUUCGAAUUUUAUCAUUAUUUUUGACAUUUAAUUGACCUUCACUGGUAAAAAUUUGUACAGAAUUAUUUUGUUCAAUAUUAUGCAAUACUCGAUUAUACGAAUCUGAGUAUCGUUUGUAUGCUGCGAGUUUUUAUCAUUAAAGAAAUUGUUAACAGCAACAGGACAGAAUUUCUCGGAUACGAAUUUUGCCGAUCGUUGUAGAAAAAGUCUUCUAGUGUGUACAUUUUCACAAAUAUCAACUAAUAAAAUAUUCUUUACUUCGCUUACUUUGUGUACUCUGCUUUUCGUCAAAUUUCAUGAUGCAAGGCGCGAGGUGUAAUUAAUGUAAAUAGCUAAAAAAUGACAAUCGAGUUAAUUUAAAGGCUCAUUUUUUCAGCUUCAACAGCCCGCAGGCGUAAGUAAUUAAUGUUUAUUUCUACUUGAUAGUUGAUAGAUUUCAACCUCCACAUUUCUGAUAUAAAGGUCCUGAUACACAUGCAUAUGUACAGCAAAGUAGGUGCAUGUUUUUAUGGCGCCGCGAGCACCGAGCGUUUGACAUAAGCAUAGCUCUUAGAGUAGGUAUAUCAAAUUAGUACAGUUUUGAUGCUUGGUGUUACGUGAUUCGAUCCCGCCCAAUUUUAAAUGAUUUUUUUAUGUUAAUGUGAUUUAUAAAUGAAUUAAAAGCAUUAUUAAAUCAAUUCGUAUCUAAAUUAAAUAUGAUUUAUUAUUAAAUAAAUUUAUCAAUGGAUUUAUACACACAGCUCUCGCUAUUUAGGGGAUCACUUUGCAAGAUCUUAUCUUAUUAAUUGUAGACGGUACAAACACUAGUAAAUCAUUUACACUGCCGUUGUGUUGUGCGGAACACACAUAUGUUUUGUUUUAACAGUUAGUGGUGCUAUAAAAAUUCUUUGUUUUGCAAAAUUGAUCUGAAAUACCUAGCGUGAUAAAUCAAACAUCCUGUAGUUUAAGCUUUUUGCUUGUUGUAUUGAAAUGCAUUUUAAUCGUAAUUUCUUUAUCCACUAUAAUUGCAUUUAUUACUAAGUAGGGUUGUGUUUUUACACAUAAAAAAAUUUAUUAUUUUCAACGCAACACGAAUUUUUUAUUACUUUUAAAUAAAUUAUGAUGUUGUAAAGAUCAAUGAUUAUUUAUUACCUUAUGAUAAAGUAAGUUAAAUAACAAAAAUAUGCCCUGUAUAUUGAAAUAGUAGUACCUUUUAAGGACCAACGGCUUAGAUUAUCUGAUAUAACUGUACAAAAUGUAUGUUUUGUGACGUGUUGUGCUAUUAUUUAAUUAAAAUUUCAAAUAUA